Microthlaspi erraticum is the source of this 444-nucleotide messenger RNA. The record is from the annotation of a GenBank genome assembly. NCBI's taxonomy places the organism in Eukaryota, Viridiplantae, Streptophyta, Magnoliopsida, Brassicales, Brassicaceae.
AUGCAUCUACCGUUUCACUGGCCUCAUGGAGGAUGCGAUGUUCUGACUCUGUCUUCUGUUAGAGAAGAGCAGCUUGCAUUGCUACAUACGCGCAUGGAUACAAAUGUGAUGGACGUAUGGAUUACGAAUAAGAUAGAGCCCAAUGCAGUGUCUUGGAGGAAGCUCUUCGUCGUAACCGAUGAGCGAAUUGUGUCCCAAGUUCCAUUUCAUAGUGGGAGUUUCUUUAUUGAUGAAGAGAAGAAAGUCCUUGUGGUUUAUCAGCAACCUAACAAGAUAGCUUUCAUGAUUCAAGGGAAUGGAUACUACGAAGAAGUGAAGCUCGGGAGAUCUGAUGAGGGAACACUUAUGUGCUCUUAUGUUCCAAGCUCGGUGCAGAUCCAGCAAGUACAUGCAGGUCGCAAUAGGAAAAGACGUACGAGAUCAUUAAGAUAUUUUACAAAAUAA